Molecule: messenger RNA, 6111 nt
Organism: Aspergillus affinis
Lineage: Eukaryota; Fungi; Ascomycota; Eurotiomycetes; Eurotiales; Aspergillaceae
Exons: 10
Coding region: 1-6111 (2036 amino acids)
Biological process (GO): transmembrane transport
Cellular component (GO): membrane
Molecular function (GO): ABC-type transporter activity; ATP hydrolysis activity; ATP binding
Source: RefSeq, a predicted model, not a curated record
AUGGUGCUUGAUUCUUAUUUUUCGCUUUUUAUCCCGUCAAGUUUCAUCUGUCACCAACCGCGCGUGAAGCGGCAAUACAUCGAAGGCACUAUAUCAACCUUUGUGCGCGAUUCGAUAUUUUCUAUAGCUCUGCUGUUGCUGGAAUCAAAGACGGCAAGCCAACGGCAUCUGGUUGACGAGCCCUCGGGACCGCUGAGAACGAGGCCACCGUCGGAACUGUGGGCCGAACGAGCCAAUGUGGCUGCCAAGCAGGUCUUUCGUCCAACACUGGAGACGGUCCAGACUUUCUACAAUCUUGCAGCUUACUGGUGCGCCACAGGUAAGGCGCAUAGUCUCAAAGAAACUGCUAAUAAUGCAAUGCGAUCCGCCCAGCAAGUGGCGGUUCGUAGCCCCCGCUUGCCUGUUGGUGAAGCUAGCGAGCUGAAGCAAUCAUGUUUCUGGAUCGCAAUGACAUGUCGAUGUCUGCUCAACGAUGACGAGACUGUUGCUUCCUUCAAUUUGGUGCUGGAGGAUCAGCUCUCAGCACGAGAGGAUAUUCUCCCCCAACGUCCAGAAAUUCUUCUGGCUAGUGAUCUUCGUGGAAAUAUCAUGAGGCUCGUAGAGAUCUGGUUGAAAAUCAGACAAUUCGUCCAUGGGCUUGAUAAUAGUGCAGAUCCCGGAGCGCAGUUGGUAACGUUGGCCAACCUAGAUACCAAUGUUUGCCGCCUCUACGAAACCUUCCCGCCACAGUACAAGGAUUUUGACGGCCGAAGUUGCGACAGGGAGUCGGAAUUUGAUGACAUUGUUUCACUGCAAGCGAUCUAUCAUCUUUGCCGUAUUCUUCCGCACCUAGCGAUGGUUAGGUUCCUGCAAAAACAGGAGCCAUGGACUAAAGUGCAUGUUCAACCGUGCUCUCAAAUUGCGACCCAGCAUAUCAAUCGGGUUUCAGAUCUCUUCACGAAUUGCAUUUCCACUCGACAUCCCUUUCGAUCAGCCUUGCCACCCUUUGUCGCAUACUGUUCAUUGUUAUCAAGUUCAGUUUAUCUGAAAUAUGUGGAAGCUGUUCAAAGCCGUAGCGAAGCAUCAAGAAGCUAUCAGAGCCCUGCUUUUCGUCUCCUAAGAAUACGGCUUCUCUCCAACUUGCACUUGCUCAACCAAUCAAGGAGGUUUUGGGCCCCCGUUAAGUCAAUGUGGGACGUAUUACAGGCCGAUAUGAAAUCUGUGGGGCUAUCAAACAAAGAUAUCGAACAAUUUUUGCAAGAACAACGUGUUUUAGGCGAAUGGACAAUACCAAUCCCCAGUCCUCCGGCAUCAGUUUGCCCUAAACGCCAGGCAGAAUCCUUCAUGGUAACCAAUCUGCCGCAGGUUAUGGAAUCAAUUGUCCUAUUUGACCCAGGUUACAUUCUGGCCGGAACGCUUGAAUCAUAUCCACUCGGAGCACGGCCCAAACGCCGGACCACCUCACCAUCUAAUAAAGGCAGCCCAUCCGACUCCCUUGAAGAGAACAUAAUUUUGAUGCCGGGCCGUACAUGGGAAUUGCCGUUGCAUGCUAGUCCUCGGGAUCCACAGCAGACAAACGGAGUUCCCACACGCUCCGACCGUUCCACUCUGAAGCAUCUACUACAUGGCCUGGGCUACCGUGACUUGACACUGGGGAGCCCUACGACCGAUAUCUCCGUCUUUACGCGUGUUAAGCGACGCGGAGGUAGAGUGUUUGGUGACCAACACCGACGCGACCUUGUUCUUAUUCCCCUUUGGCGGCUCGUGAACUUCCUCCGCACCAUGGCGCAAGGCAUCAGCGAGCAGCCUACCGAGGAAAACCUUAACCUCCGAUUGACAAGAACGCAGACUGCCUCUAGCCUUAUCACAAACCAGGAUCGGGAAGCCGUCGCUCGGAUAGCGACAAACAUCCAGCAGCGGGCCUCCGUUCCUGAGGAGUUUGAGGUGGACGACGCAUCGUUAGACCCCACGAACCCCCAGUUCAACCCUCACGAAUGGGCGAAGAAGAUAAUUCGUUCCUUUGAUACCGAGGAGGUCGGAGCCCGUAGCCGGGGAGUGUUGUUCGAAAAUCUGACGGUCUCCGGCUCCGGCUCUUCGCUACAUAUUCAACAAACCGUCCUCUCCACUCUCAUGCUCCCCUUUGCGAAACUUGCGACAAUGGUACAACAACCGCGUAACCAGAGGAGAACAAUAUUGAACAGUUUCGACGGCUUGCUGGACAGUGGCGAGCUGCUGCUUGUCCUAGGACGUCCCGGAAGUGGCUGUUCCACGUUUCUCAAAUCAAUAUCUGGUCAUUUGAAUGGAUUGGACCUGGACCCAUCAAGUGAUACCCAAUACAAGGGUGUCCCAUUCACGCGCAUGAUAAAGGAAUAUCGGGGAGAAAUUCUCUACAACCAAGAAGUUGACAAGCAUUUCCCACACCUGACGGUCGGCGAGACCCUUGAGUUUGCUGCCCACGCAAGGGCUCCCCGAAAUCGAAUCAACGGAUACAGCCGAGAGGAAUAUGUGAAAAUCAUGGUCCUGGUAAUCAUGGCAUUCUUCGGUUUGUCACACACGUAUAAUACCAAAGUCGGAAAUGAUUUUGUUCGAGGGGUCAGCGGAGGUGAAAGGAAGCGAGUGAGUAUUGCGGAGAUGGCCUUAUCACACGCCCCAAUCGGCGCAUGGGAUAAUAGCACACGGGGUCUGGAUGCUGCCACGGCCCUGGAAUUCGUUAAAGCCCUUCGGCUCUCUGCCGACCUCGGGGGUUCCUGCCAUGCAGUAGCAGUUUACCAGGCCUCUCAAUCAAUGUAUGAUCUCUUUGAUCAAGUCAUCGUCCUGUAUGAGGGUCGUGAAAUCUUUUAUGGUCCAUGUGAACGGGCAGUGCAGUACUUUGAAGACAUGGGCUGGGAGCGACCUCUCCGUCAGGUUAGUGGUGACUUCCUGACCUCCAUAACCAAUCCUAUUGAACGCGUUGCUCGGCCAGAGAUGAAACACAAGGUUCCUCGGAGCGCGGCAGAGUUUGAAUCCUACUGGAGACAAAGCCCGGAAUAUCAUGCUCUGCAGUCCAGAAUAAAAAAACACAAGCAAGACUUUCCCGUCAAUGGCCAUCACGAAGAGUCUUUCAAUGCUAGAAAGCAGGCAGAGCAAGCCAAACAUGUUCGAGAGCGAAGCCCCUACCUGCUUUCGGUCCCGAUGCAAUUCAGGCUUUGCCUCAGAAGAGCCUAUCAACGAACAAGAAAUGAUCUUCCUGCCACGAUGGCUACCGCGAUUGUUCAAAUUAUCUUAUCAUUGAUCAUUGGCUCCAUCUUUUACAACACCCCAAAUAGCACCGAUGGUUUUUUUCAGAAAGGCGCGGUGCUUUACUUUGGCGUGUUGAUGAAUGCGCUUAUCACUGUCAACGAGAUCAUGCAACUGUAUAGCCAACGACCAAUUGUCGAAAAACAGGCCGCUUAUGCCUUUGUCCACCCGUUCACAGAAUCAUUGGCCAGCAUUAUCUUGGACUUUCCCAUCAAGCUUUUCCGGUGCUUCAUCUUCAGUCUCAUACUCUAUUUUAUGGCCAAUCUUAGACGGGAGCCCUCGCAGUUUUUCAUCUUUAUCAUGUUCUUGAUCACGGCCGUCGUAACAAUGUCUGGCGUGUUUAGGACUUUGGGUGCGAUGACAAAGACCAUUGGGCAAGCCAUGGCAUUGGCUGGAAUUAUCAUCAUCUGCAUGGCUGUUUACACUGGGUUUACGAUCCCCCAGCCCUAUAUGCACCCUUGGUUUGGCUGGAUCAGAUGGAUCAAUCCCAUUUACUACGCCUUUGAAGGGAUCAUUUCCAAUGAAUUCCACGGCCGCAAUUUUGAAUGCAGCCAAUUUGUUCCUAGCUACCCUUCGUUGAACGGAACGUCUUUUGUCUGUUCUGCUGUGGGUGCAGUUGCAGGAGAGCGUUUUGUUUCCGGUGACGAGUUCAUUGGCCAAAACUACCAGUACUAUUACAGUCAUAUCUGGAGGAACUAUGGCAUUCUCAUUGCCUUUCUGAUAUUCUUCAAUACUCUAUAUCUGGUCAUCACCGAGCUCAGCCCCGGCCUCUCAUCCAAACCAGAGGCACUUGUAUUCCGUCCAGGGAAGGUGCCCGCGUACCUCAAAAAUGACGACAUUGAAUCUACCGGGCCUGAAAAAGGAUCCAUGGCCACCUCCGCCGGAUCCGCAGAGAAAGAGCAUGAAACUGAAACUGCCCAUCUAGCAAAGCAAACUGACAUCUUCACAUGGAAAGAGCUAUGCUACGAUAUUCCAGUCAAAGAUGGCACGAGGAGACUGCUAGAUGAUGUAAACGGAUGGGUGAAACCAGGAACUCUCACUGCACUUAUGGGUGUAUCCGGAGCCGGCAAAACUACCCUUCUCGACGUACUCGCUCAGCGUGCGACCCUUGGAGUUAUAAGCGGUGAAAUGCUGGUCAAUGGCAAAGGUCUCGAUGCCAGCUUUCCACGAAAGGCAGGUUACGUGCAACAACAGGACCUCCACCUGGAAACCUCAACUGUCCGUGAAGCUCUUCAAUUCAGCGCUGCCCUACGUCAACCUGCGUCCGUUCCAACGCGGGAGAAAUUUGCAUUCGUUGAAGAUGUGAUCCGGAUGCUCGACAUGGAAGAUUUUGCUGAAUCGGUGGUCGGAAAUCCCGGAGAAGGCCUCAACGUCGAGCAACGGAAAUUACUUACUAUCGGUGUUGAGCUUGCUGCCAAGCCUGCUCUACUUAUCUUCCUGGACGAACCCACUAGUGGUCUUGAUUCACAGAGCUCAUGGGCGAUUUGCAAGUUCUUGAGAAAGCUUGCUGAUAACGGACAAGCGGUUUUGGCCACAAUCCAUCAGCCAAGCGCCUUGCUGUUUCAAGAAUUCGAUCGGCUUCUCUUCCUUGCGAAAGGCGGCAAGACUGUCUAUUUUGGGGACAUUGGUGAGCAAUCGCGGGCCUUGCUGGAUUACUUUGAAAGCAACGGAGCAAGACACUGCGAGCAAACUGAAAAUCCUGCCGAAUAUAUGUUAGAAAUAAUAGGUGCAGGAGCUUCGGGCCAGAGCUCGAAGGAUUGGGUAGAGACGUGGAAUAACAGCUCCCAACGAAACGAAGUGCUCGCAGAACUGGACCGCAUUGCUCAGCAAGAGUCCCCGAAGGUGACAGAGUCUGACGAAGCAAGCACUGGCGAGUUCGCAAUGCCCAUCACCAGUCAAUUCUACUAUGUGACCAAGCGAGUCUUCCAACAAUACUACCGCCAACCGGAGUACAUUCUUGCGAAAUUCGUACUGGGAAUUAUUUCCGGCCUCUUCAUCGGUUUCUCGUUCUGGAAAGCAGACAACUCUCAGCAAGGGUUUCAGAACGUGCUGUUCAGUCUUUUCCUUCUCUGUACGAUUUUCUCUACCUUGGUCAACCAGAUCAUGCCCAAAUUCGUUACCCAACGAGCCCUCUACGAGGUCCGCGAACGACCAUCCCGAACCUAUUCCUGGAAAGUCUUCAUCCUCGCACAGAUCCUCGCCGAACUUCCCUGGCAAAUCAUCCUCGGCGUCUGCUCCUGGGCCUGCUUCUACUUCGCCGUAUUCGGCGCCUCCCAAGAACCCCAACGCCAAGGCCUGGUCCUCCUCUUCGUGGUCCAAUUCUACAUCUUCGCCUCCAGCUUCGCGCAACUCGUCAUCUCCGCCCUCCCAGACCCCGCUCUUGGAGGCAUGCUCGCCGUCCUUGGGUUCGGUAUGUCUCUUAUCUUCAACGGAGUCAUGCAACCGCCCUCUGCUCUCCCGGGCUUCUGGAUCUUCAUGCACCGCGUGUCCCCCUUAACAUACUACAUUGCUGGGAUCAGUGGUGCCGCUCUCCACGGUCGCUCUAUCCACUGUUCGGACCGAGAACUUAACACUUUCAACCCCCCUUCCGGACAAACCUGCGGUGCCUAUCUAGCUGAGUACCUCAAAGCUGCGCCCGGAGAGCUCUACAACCCCAACGCCACGCAGGAAUGCCAGUACUGCUCCCUGAGGGUCGCAGAUCAGUACCUUGCCGGUCGGGAUAUCUCGUGGGAUGACCGUUGGCGGAAUUAUGGGAUCUUUUGGGCUUAUUUCGUGUUCAAUGUGUUUGGGGCUGUGGUGUUGUAUUAUAUCUUCAGAGUGUGGCCUUAUACGAGGAAGGUCGGAGGGAAGAAAUAA